AAUUCAUUGUUUUUUUUGCUUUCAACUUGAGAAGUCGUGCGGUGGAACUCUGUCAUAAAAACUUUUUGUCUCGCUCUUCUCUGUGCAUGUGUUUGUGUGUGUAAAUUAGUUAAAACAAAUUAGCACAACAAAAUAAAAAAAAAAAAAUUAUAAGAACUUAUAUAUAUAAAUUACAACAAGAAAAGCAACAGCAUGUCAGCCGAGGAAGUUGAAACGCAACCCGCUGUUGAGGCGACAAAUGGAAGCAAAUUUGAUGUACCCGAAAUUGAAUUGAUCAUAAAGGCAUCCACCAUCGAUGGACGUCGAAAGGGAGCUUGCCUAUUCUGUCAGGAAUAUUUUAUGGAUUUAUAUCUAUUGGCCGAAUUGAAAACAAUUAGCCUGAAGGUGACCACAGUGGAUAUGCAAAAGCCACCGCCAGAUUUUCGUACCAAUUUCGAGGCAACACAUCCACCAAUAUUGAUUGAUAACGGUCUGGCCAUAUUGGAGAAUGAGAAAAUCGAAAGGCAUAUCAUGAAGAAUAUACCCGGUGGCUAUAAUCUCUUCGUUCAGGAUAAGGAUGUUGCCACAUUGAUUGAAAAUCUGUAUGUGAAAUUGAAAUUGAUGCUGGUUAAGAAGGAUGAUGCCAAAAAUAAUGCACUGCUAUCGCAUUUGAAGAAGAUCAACGAUCAUUUGGCCAAUCGUAAUACCCGAUUCCUAACAGGUGACACCAUGUGCUGCUUCGAUUGUGAACUAAUGCCUCGUCUGCAGCAUAUCCGCGUGGCUGGCAAAUAUUUUGUCGACUUUGAGAUACCGACACAUUUGACGGCGUUGUGGCGUUAUAUGUAUCAUAUGUAUCAAUUGGAUGCCUUCACACAAUCAUGCCCAGCCGAUCAGGACAUUAUCAAUCACUAUAAGCUGCAACAGAGUCUCAAAAUGAAGAAGCAUGAGGAGCUGGAGACGCCAACGUUUACCACAUCCAUUCCAAUUGAUAUUUCGGAGUAGAGUCACCAAUUUUCGUAUAGCCAUGAUGCAGUAAUUCCCCCCAAAACGAUUGCUCUCCCCCUUCACACACACAUAAGAAACGUUUCAAAGUAGCUGACCACAGAUCCAUUGUUUUUUUAUACUUGGAUACACACACACACACAACAUAUUUAACUGAGUGGAAUGUGACAAUUACAACUACAAAAACAACAACAACAACUGCAACUGCAACUAUAUACAUAAAUGUAUACUUAACACACAUGCAACAUAGCAUAUUUAUAUGUAUAUCUUUAUAUACAUAUAUAUUUGAUAACGAGCAAGAGCAUUUUGCCGUGUUGCCUUUUCAAUUUAGCUAUGCGUAAUUGAAUUUUAUUUACUGAUUUACGACUUAAACUACAGAAACAAAACAAAAAAAAAAAAAACUAUAUACAAAACUUUUAAGAAACAUGUAACUAUUAUUCCCCCCUUUCCCUGAUUUUUGUUUUAUUUGAUUUGAUUUGAGCUUUUUUUUUGUUU
Molecule: messenger RNA, 1476 nt
Organism: Drosophila willistoni
Lineage: Eukaryota; Metazoa; Arthropoda; Insecta; Diptera; Drosophilidae
Gene: Clic
Product: chloride intracellular channel exc-4
Exons: 5
Coding region: 193-981 (262 amino acids)
Biological process (GO): chloride transport
Cellular component (GO): apical plasma membrane; cytoplasm
Molecular function (GO): chloride channel activity
Source: RefSeq, a predicted model, not a curated record